ACUCAACUUACACUUUUUUCAUUAAAAAUGGUUUCUAACACAAAGAUUAUUUUCGCCAAGGUUCCCGCCACCUACCCCGAAGCUGGUGAACACAUGGUUGUCCAAAAGGAUGAAAUCGAUCUCGAAGCUGAAAUCCCUCAAGGUGCCAUCCUCCUCAAGACUUUGGCUUUGUCUGUUGAUCCUUACAUGAGAGGUCGUAUGCGUGAUGCUUCCAAGGAAUCUUAUUCUCCUGCUUUCCCUCUUGGUCAACCCAUGAACGGCCACACCAUGACUCAAGUUAUCAAGUCCAACAACGACAAGUUCAAGGUUGGUGAUAUCGUCUAUGGUAUGACUCCUUUUGCUGAAUACGCCCUCUUGCCCGAACAAUUCCUCGGUUAUGUCGAAGUUCGUAACGAAGCCAAGGAUUCUGGUAUUCCCAUCACCAACUACAUUGGUAUUCUCGGUAUGCCUGGUAUGACCGCUUAUGUUGGUUUGAUCAAGUUUGGUAAGCCUAAGAAGGGCGAAACUCUCUACGUUUCUGCUGCCUCUGGUGCUGUUGGCCAAUUGGUUGGUCAAAUUGGUAAGAUCCUCGGUUUGCAUGUUGUUGGUUCUGCUGGUUCAGAUGAAAAAGUUGCCUACUUGAAGGAAAUUGGUUUCGAUGGUGCCUUCAACUACAAGACUACUGACACUGCUAGUGCCUUCAAGGAGCUCUGUCCUAACGGCAUUGAUAUCUACUUUGAAAACGUCGGCGGUAAGAUGCUCGAAGAUGUUAUUAACCACGCCAACAAGUUCGCCAGACUUGUCUGUUGUGGUAUGAUCUCUCAAUACAACACUCAAGAUCCUUAUGGUGUCAAGAACCUCAUUCAAAUCGUUGCCAAGUCUCUUGAAAUCCGUGGUUUCAUUGUCACCGACAGCCCUGAAAUGCAAGAACCUUUCAGAAAGGAAGUUACACAAUGGCUCCAAGAAGGCAAGAUUAAGUACAGAGAAACUGUUGCUGAAGGUAUUGAAAAGACUCCUGAAGCUUUGAUUGACGUUUUGCGCGGUAACAACUUUGGUAAGCAAGUUGUUAAGGUUGCUGACUUGUAAAUAUAAUCAUGUAAAAAAAAGUCAUUUUUGAAUAAACAUCAUCUUUGCAUUAUAUCAUACAAUCGCACGUACAAAACUGCUUUUUUGGGUUGGAAUGGUUUUGAAAGGCAAAAAGGACAACUAAUUUCUUGCCCCUUGUUU
Messenger RNA from Gilbertella persicaria, 1206 nucleotides. RefSeq lists its product as uncharacterized. The transcript is spliced from 2 exons. Bases 28 to 1065 code for a protein of 345 amino acids. Gene Ontology annotation, molecular function: oxidoreductase activity, acting on the CH-CH group of donors, NAD or NADP as acceptor. NCBI's taxonomy places the organism in Eukaryota, Fungi, Mucoromycota, Mucoromycetes, Mucorales, Choanephoraceae. The record is from RefSeq and is a predicted model, not a curated record.